This is a messenger RNA of Hansenula anomala, 798 nucleotides long. RefSeq lists its product as uncharacterized. The coding region runs from base 1 to 798 and encodes 265 amino acids. The record is from RefSeq and is a predicted model, not a curated record. Lineage: Eukaryota; Fungi; Ascomycota; Saccharomycetes; Phaffomycetales; Wickerhamomycetaceae. The transcript has a single exon.
AUGAGUAACUAUCCAGGGAGUAAUAGUAGUAUGAUAUAUGAUAAGCUGAAUGCAAUGUACACGCUCACUUGUGGACUUGUUUAUGUGGUGUACCUCCAACACGCUACUCCACCUCAAGAAACAGAAUACAAAUAUGAUGCAAGAUCAAUUACUUUACAAUCCAAAGUGCAAAAAGAUAUUAGACUAUCAUUAGUUCAGUUUGAUGAAGAUACUUUUUUUAUGAAUGUGCAUUUCACUAAAGAACUGUUCAUUAAUAAAAUUUUUAGUUACAACAAAUAUUUAUCGGAGCUUCCGUUACCAAUAGAUGCUCUUAAUAUUUUACCCAAGCCAGGGUGUGCUUCCCAUCCGUACCAGCGCAGAGCACAAAUGCUUGAGGAAGAUCUUCGCCGUUAUGUUAAUGAUUAUCUUGCCAAAUUUGAGAUAAAGGAUGACGCUUGGGAUGCUAACCCAUUGCGUGCUUUAUAUUACCCAAUGAGAGAGUUUUUGGGAUAUGUAUUGAUGCCGAAAUUUUAUAGAGACUCUGCAUAUAAGCUUCAGCUGGCAAUUAGAUCAAACGAGCAGGAAUUUGAUAAUGAUUCUUCAUCAAGUGACGAUGGAACAGAUGAUGAAACAGAGAAAGAGAAAGAUUUCAAGACAAAUGGCAUGACAUAUUCAAAAACCGGGAAAAGUGAUACACGAGAACCGAAAGCACAUUCAGAGGUUAGUGUACCUUUGAAUUACCCAGAAGUGCCAUUUGGUGGAAGAAGCUUGGACUUCAAAGGAAUUGGUGGAAACCCAUUUGGAAAAUGGUUGAGCUAA